Molecule: messenger RNA, 5328 nt
Organism: Solanum lycopersicum (tomato)
Lineage: Eukaryota; Viridiplantae; Streptophyta; Magnoliopsida; Solanales; Solanaceae
Source: RefSeq, a predicted model, not a curated record
AAAUGGGUACAAUAAUAUUUUCGAAGAGUUUGGGAGCUCUUAAAACCUACCUUUUCCCACUUCCGAGUUCUUCAUUCCCCUUACGCAACAGAAGAGAAAAAGCUGUGCCCAUUUUGCUUUCUAAGCUCAAUUUGCAGUCUUCCGUUUCCAGUUUCAAUCUUCAAUGUCUGCUUCAAUCCAAUUGGAGGAAGAGAUUGAAGGAGAUCAAAUUGGCUCCAAAAAUUAUCGUUUCUCCAGAAUCGGUACACCCGUUCCUAUAAAAUCAGGCGAAGAUUCUUCCUUUGAUAUCGAAAAUGAAUGUCCUCCUUUGCAACCCUUAGUCGUCUCUGAACGCUUUCGUCUUCUCUUCGUUGCACACUCCAAUGGGUUUUGUGUUGCGAGAACAAAGGAGGUUAUGACAUCUGCCGAAGAGAUUAAAGAGAAAGGUACUGGUCCCUCUAUACAAGAAUUGAGUGUUGUAGAUGUUGCUAUCGGAAAAGUCUCAAUACUUGCAUUGUCUGGAGAUGAAUCCUUGCUUGCCGCUUGUGUUGGCAAUAAAAUCCAUUUCUACCCUGUUAGCGCCCUUCUUUACAAGGACCAAACACCAGCCUUUUCUCAUUCUCUCAAUGAUUCAAGUAUCAUCAAGGAUAUGCAAUGGGCUAAAAAGGCAGAAAAGGUUUAUGUUGUCCUCGCAACUGAUGGAAAGUUGAAUAGCGGGGUUGGUCAAAGCCCCAUUAAACAAGUUAUGGACGAUUGUGAUGCUUUUGGGUGGAGUCCGGAUGGCGAGUUUAUUGCCAUAACAAGGAAGAAUUUGGUUAGCAUUCUAUCAUCAAAGUUUGAGGAGAAGUUCAGUAUAUUACUAUCAUUUAAGUCACUGCUUGAUGAUCUUAAUGCCAAAUACGUUAUCAAAGUGGAUGUUGUCAGAUGGAUUCGUCCUGAUUGUAUUAUAAUUGGAUGUCUUCAAGUUAAUGAUGACAAUGAAGAAGAGGAAAGUUAUGCGGUGCAAGUCAUCACAAGUGAGAAUGGAAGAAUAACUAAUCCUUUAGCUAAGCCGGUCGUAAGGUCCUUCAGGGAUGUAUUUCUUGACUUCCGUUACGAUGCAGUUCCUUCAUGUAGUGGACCUCAUCUCUUCUCGAGCUAUUUGGAUCAACAUCAGCUGGCAUUUGUGGCUAAUAGGAAGAAUUUGGAUCAGCACAUACUGCUGUUUGGAUGGUCAGUUGGUGAUACAAAGAAUGAAGCUGCAAUUAUUGAAAUUUUGAAUGAUAAUUGGUCUCCAAAGAUUGAGGCUCAUGACAUUGGUGAUGAUAUCUUGAUAUUGGGACUUGCCAUCGACAAAGUUUCCCAAAAUGGGGAAAUUAAACUGUUGCUUGGUGAAGAAGAAAAAGAAGUUUCACCAUGUUGCCUUCUCCUUUGUCUUACCAAUGAUGGAAGACUUUCCAUUUUUCAUUUUGCUAGUGCUACUGCUGCUUCAGUGUCACCCCAAUCUACUGAUUUUGAAGAGAAAAACAACUCUUAUAAAGUGGCAUCAUCACAAGAUUUGGUAGUUGAAUCUUCCAGUGCUAGGAAGCAAAUCAACCAAGUAGAUUCAGCACUGCAACCCCAUGAAAUAGACAGAGGUCACAAAGUUCUUGCCACAAGUGCUCAAUCAUCUGUUGCAGAGAAAUUUAGCUCAGAAGAAGCGAUUAAAACCACUAAUCAGAACCAAGGUGCAAAUUUGAUGCUGUCUGCAUCCAAAACAUUUGUGUCUGUGGAUGCUGGAGGUGUGAAUAAUUUUAGGACACAAGAAACUGAAAAAAAUGAGAAAGCUGGAACUUCAGUAUCAAUCAGUUCUUACAAGCAAAAAGCGAUGACGGGAGCAGGGAGUAUUGGAUCAUCACCUGCUUUUCCAGGCUCAAUGUUGCAAUCACAGAAAGGUUUUCUGUCGGAGCCCUCGAAGCUGCACUUCACCAGGGAGACAAGUGAAGGAACUCCAUUAAAGCAAUUCCAUGAUGUUGAAGAGAUGGCCAGGAAAUUGGAUGAUCUUCUAGAAGGUAUAGAAGGUGAAGGUGGGUUUAGAGAUGCUUCCAUCCGUGCUCAAAGCAGUUCAGUUUUGGCAUUGGAGGAAGGUAUAGAGAGUGUAUCGGAGAAAUGCAGGAUAUGGAGAGCAGUAAUGGAUAAACAACUUGGGGAGGUCCAGCUUCUCCUUGAUAAGACAGUACAAGUUUUGGCAAGGAAAGUAUACAUGGAAGAAAUAUUUAAGCAAGCUACUGAUGAACGGUAUUGGAAUCUCUGGAAUCGCCAGAAACUAUGUUCUGAGCUGGAGUUAAAGAGGCAACAUGUAAACGAAGUUAAUAAGAGCUUGACCAGCCAGCUGAUUGAAUUGGAGAGACAUUUCAACACUCUCGAGUUGAAUAAGUUUGGCGACACUGACAGGAUACAAACAAAUAAAAGAGGUUUCCAGAGCAGGCCUGGACAACCCAGGAAUUUUCAGUCCUUGCACAAUUUACGUAAUACAAUGACUACACAGCUAAUAGUAGCAGAGCAACUUUCUGAAAGUCUCUCGAAACUAAUGACUGAUUUGAGCAUAGAUUCUCCUGCAAAAGGUCAGAAUAUUAGGAAGGAAUUGUUUGAAACAAUUGGUUUACCCUAUGAUGGUGCUUCUCACAAGUCUCCAGCUAGGGAAAAGGCUGAAAAUACACCUUUUAACAAGGAACUAUCAGUCUUUCUUGCUGUUAAAGAACGAUCCAGGAGAAAGAAGCCAAGUCCUGUGAAGAGCCUUGAGCCAGAGACAGCUAGGAGACGCCGUGACUCACUUGAUCGGAAUUGGGCAAGCUUUGAAACUCCCAAAACAACUGUGAAAAGGAUUGUUCUUCAAGAAGAUCGCCCGAAGGAAACUUCAAAUAAGUCAUCUUUGUCACUGGAUAAGAAACAUCACCAGUCUAGGAUGCGCGAGAGAUCAGCGACUGCUCAAUCAAAUAUCUUCAGUGCCUCUUCCAUCUCUCCAGAGCAAGUUAGAAGCCAAGAUGUACUUCCAAGACAUGCAGCUGAAACGCCACCAAUGAUUUCUCCAGUAUCUUCACUGCAGCAUGAGUCACAGUUGACCGGAGUUACUAGCCAAUAUGGUUUAGUAGAUACUCACAAUCUUGCUACGACAAGAUCAGGCAGAAGCACAAUACCACUUAAAGAUAUUGUGCAAACAGGUGGACCAGGGGCUAUUCAGCAAUCAGGGAACAGAAUGCAGCAACCAAAUUCGUCAGGUCCUCCUGCACAGACAUUGGCCCCAAUCAAGUUUACAAUUGAUACUUCAAAUGCUGAUGGUAAACCUGGAAUCACCAAACCCAAGUUUACAAUUGAUACUUCAAAUGCUGAUGGUAAACCUGGAAUCACCAAACCCAACUUUACAAUUGAUACUUCAAAUGCUGAUGGUAAACCUGGAAUCACCAAACCUGUCAGAGAUUGGAAAAAUGCACCGGUGACUAGUGGAAGUGCACAGUUUGAAUCUAACAGUAAUCUUAACUAUUCUUUACCAACUGCUGCUGCUGCGGCUAAUUCUGCCUUCACUCUGUCUGCUAAGUUUAUACACUCAGAAGUUGUGAAUAAAAGCCAAGGUAGUGAGAUUUCAUUAUCUGCCCAAGAAUCAACACAUAGUUCCUCUUCGCAUGUAAAAAUCAUGCCGUCAGCAUCUUUAUCUUCUUCACAAGAGCCAAUGUUGUCACCAAUAUCAUCCCCGUGGACAUCAUUCGAAUCCGUUUCUAAAGCCAGUAUAGGUUCCAAUCAAAAGAUCUCUCAAUCAUCAGUAGCUUCUCUGACGCAGUCGUCAUCUCUUCAAAGCACUCAAAAAUUGGAUACCUUACCCAUUACACCUUCUUCAGAUAGUACAAGGUCUGAGUCCCCAACAAUCCUGUCUCGACCUUUGGUUGCCAUACUUGAUAAAAAGGCUGAUACAAAUUCCGAUAAACCAGCUUCACUUGCGAAUCUAAGUACAAAGAUAGAUACACCACAAGAUCCAGCUUCACAGCCUGUGGUAUUGUUCAGUGUGCCUAAAUCACAAGCUGGACCUUUGGUACAAUCAAAUGAACAGUCGCCCAGUUUGAAAUCUGCAAGUCAGGUCCAUCCUCGUGCGGAAUCAAGUCAAGUCUCAAAUGUUGGUUUGAAUCCUAUACCUGGACAGCCAUUUUCUGGUUCUUCCAUUCCACCAUCAGUGAAGAGUGGUUGUUCAGAUGUUGUCACCCAUGAGGAUGACAUGGAAGAGGAAGCUCCUGAGAAUAAUCAGAUGAAGGAGAAUGCACUGGGUAACUUGGCUGGGUUUGGUAUUGGAUCUGCUGCUACUCCAGUUUCUACAAAACCUAAUCCAUUUGGUGUUAUGUCACCGAAUAAAGCUUCAUCUCCAGCAAACUCCUUAUUUACAAGUACAGCUUCAAGCAGUGAGUUAUUUCGACCAGCGUCAUUUAGUUUUCAACCAAUACAGCCACCUCAACCAUCAGCACCUGCAAAUUUUGGUGCCUUUCCUGGUAGCUUUAGCCUCACUUCCACGAGUCAGGCUCCAGCAGUGAGUGGGUUUGGCCAGCCGGCUCAGGUUGGACAAGGGCAGCAUGCUUUAGGUUCAGUUCUUGGUACUUUUGGACAAUCAAGGCAGCUUGGUGCUGGAAUACCCGGAACUGGUGUGGGAUCUGCAAGCUCUUUUGGCGGAGGUUUUAUGAGCAAUAGCUCUGCUGGUGGUUUCGGAGGUGGGUUUUCCAAUCUGAGUUCUGGUGGUGUUGGAUUCGGUGCUUCUGCUGCACCCAGUGGUGGAUUUGCUGCUGCUGCCACAGGUGCUGGUGGAUUUGCAGCCGCUGCCACAUCUGCUGGUGGAUUUGGAGCUGCUGCUGCAGCUGGUGGUGGAUUUGCUGCUCCAACUGGUGGUGGUUCAGGCUUUUCAGGUGGUGGUUUUGGAGCUUUUAGCAGCCAACAAAGUGGUGGUAGUGGCUUCCCUGCAUUCGGUGGGAGUUCAGCUACUGCAAGACCACCUUCUCAACUCUUCACACAGAUGAGGAAGUAGUUCCAUGCGCACAAAUUUUGAAAAGAAAAUUCUUAGGAAAGAAACAAAGGGGUAAAUGGAUGAUGUGAUAGAUGUUUUACUUGUAGAUUGUUGUAUUCUGGUUCAGUUCACUUUUGUGUUAUGAAGUUAGUUAAUCCGUGUUAUUAUUAGUUGUGGAUGAAGCCCAGUAAUGGGACUGACUCAACAGUGUUUCCUCUUUGCAUUCUUUCUUGUGUAUUUCAUGUUACUUGUGCACUUGGCGAGUUAGAGCAACUGAACUUAUCAUACAGCUUUGUCCAUGUCUGUCCUUCUGUCUAUUUUGGUUUGAGACUCUGGAAACUCAUGUUUUCCCA